AUGAAGCUGAAAAUAAUUGUUUCUGCAUUAUUUAUAACAGCUAUUGCCGCUGAAAGCAUAAGCUAUGAUGGUUAUAGUCUAUUCAAAUUAACUCCUAAAACAGAAAAUGAUCUGAUACUUUUGAAAGAUCUGCAAAAAAAGGGAGUAGGCGAGUUUUGGGAAGAUCAGUUUUAUAAAAACUAUGAAAUGCGAAUUAUGGUGCCGAGAGAAAAUAAAAUUUUAUUUAAUUCUAUACUUGAAAAAUCUGAUAUGGUUGCUGAAGAGGUGAUUAAGGAUUUGCAGAGAGCAAUCGACGAUCAAUUAAAGCCGGUACAGCGGAGCGCGCAGGAAAGUCAUUCAUUUCUUUCAAUGAACUGGAACCAAUAUUACAGUCUUGGAGAAAUUUAUGAUUGGCUCGAUGAAGUUCAAAAAAACUACCCUGGUAUUGUCACUUCAGUUACUAUGGGCGCUUCAUUCGAAAAUAGACCAAUAAGAGGAAUCGUUAUCAAUUAUAAACAGAACAGGAAUAACACAUUGAUUGGGAUGCUACAAGGUACGCUUCACGCCAGAGAAUGGAUAACAACUGCAACAAUAACUUGGAUAAUUAAGGAGUUCCUUACAAGCACUAAUAGUGAUGUUAGAGCGUUGGCGGAAAACCUAGAAUGGCAUUUAUUCCCAGUGGUCAAUCCUGAUGGAUAUGUAUAUACUUUUACAACGAACAGAAUGUGGAGAAAGAACCGAAGCACUCGAAAUUUUACAUCUUGUGUCGAAACAGGUGUGGCAGAUGAUAUGAGCAAUGGUGUUGAUUUGAACAGAAAUUUCGACUACUCUUGGAAUACAAUUGGUACUUCAGAUAAUCCAUGCACUAAUACCUUCGCCGGACCCAGCCCGGCUUCUGAGCCGGAAUCAAGAGCUAUAUCAGAAUAUAUCCUGCGAGUGAAUAGCCAAGGGCGUUUCAUCUAUUUCAUAGACUUCCAUUCCUACACUCAACUCAUAUGCAUCCCGUAUAGCGAUGUCAAUGGGAACGAUGUUCUGUUGGCAGAUAAUUAUGCCGAUAUGUUUGAAAUAGCUGCAAGAGGCGCUGCGAAACUUGGAAGAAGAUAUGGUACAAGAUACAGAGUUGGAGUAGCAUCUGAUAUUCUUUAUCCUAUGAGCGGUACUACCUUUGACUGGGCGAAAUACGCAGCGGGCGUCCCAGUAUCUUAUCUAAUCGAACUGAGAGACUUAGGGGAGUAUGGCUUUCUGUUACCCGCUGAACAGAUUAUGCCAAACAAUUUAGAAAUUAUGGAUGCAUUACUUGAAAUGGACAAGACAACUAGAGAAUUGGGAUAUUAUUCGGGUGUGAAAAAAAUAACUGAUUACAAAGUAUUUAAGUUAAUUCCAAAAACAGAAGAAGAUGUCGACAUUAUAAAAAAGCUACACCACGAAAACAAAUAUUUGUUCUGGAGCGAUAUGAUCAAAGUUGGAAGUGAUGUGAGAAUUAUGGUUAAACCAGAAGAAGAAAAUGAUUUCAAGAUGUACGCAGAUAGUGUUGGUAUCAAUGCAAAAUUAAUAAUUCAGAAUGUUCAAAGUCUCAUAAAUGCACAGUUGAAAAGACCAUUAGGGCGAAGAUCGCAAGAAUAUAAUUGGGAUUACUACCAAACAUUAGAGGAAAUUUACGACUGGUUACACAAAAUCGCCGAAAAACAUCCUGACGUUGUAACAAUAAUAGAUAUAGGGAGAAGCGUGGAGGGAAGAGUAAUUAAGGGUGUCAAAAUUGAUUUUAAGAAGAAACCAAAACCAGUUAUAGGUUUCUUCGAAGGAGGUCUGCAUGCUAGAGAAUGGAUAUCUCCAGUAACAUUAACAUGGAUUAUAAACGAAUUCUUAAAUAGCAAAGACAGAAAAGUUAGGGAACUCGCAGAAAAUGUCGUUUGGCAUAUCAUCCCUAUAACCAACCCUGAUGGAUAUAAAUAUAGUUUUACUGACAAUCGAAUGUGGAGAAAGAAUCGAAACACCGCAAAUUUCACGUCCUGUGCUCAAUGGAAUCUUGAUGACGACAUGAGCAAUGGUGUUGAUUUGAACAGAAAUUUUGGCUACUUAUGGAUGAUGACUGGAGCAUCCCAGAACCCAUGCACUCAAAACUUCGCCGGGCCAGUUGCUUUUUCUGAACCGGAAUCCAUAGCUAUUGCUAAUUACAUCUUAGGCUUACAACGGCAAGGCAACCUUGUCUAUUAUAUGGGAUUUCACUCGUAUUCCCAGAUGAUUUUAAUUCCAUACAGCCAUGUUAAGGGAGCUGAUGUCUUGGAAGCUCCAAAUUAUGGUGAUUUGUUUGAAAUAGCGGUCAAAGGCGAAGAGAAACUGAAAGAAAGAUACAACACGAUAUACAGAGUUGGAACAUCGGCGGACAUUUUAUAUGAAGUUGCUGGUUCCAGUUUUGAUUGGGUUAAAGGAGCUGCCAAAGUGCCUAUAGUAUUUCUUUUUGAAUUACGUGAUUUAGGAGAAUAUGGUUUUCUUUUGCCGCCAGAACAGAUUAUUCCAAAUAAUGAAGAAAUAAUGGACGCGUUAGUUGAAAUGGACAGAGUGACUAGACAAAUAGGGUACUAUUAG
This is a messenger RNA of Nymphalis io (European peacock), 2565 nucleotides long. RefSeq lists its product as uncharacterized. Gene Ontology annotation, biological process: proteolysis. The coding region runs from base 1 to 2565 and encodes 854 amino acids. The record is from RefSeq and is a predicted model, not a curated record. The transcript has 13 exons. Lineage: Eukaryota; Metazoa; Arthropoda; Insecta; Lepidoptera; Nymphalidae. Gene Ontology annotation, molecular function: metallocarboxypeptidase activity; zinc ion binding.